This is a messenger RNA of Salvia splendens (bonfire salvia), 1325 nucleotides long. Its product is annotated as derlin-2.2. The coding region runs from base 340 to 1074 and encodes 244 amino acids. The transcript has 6 exons. Lineage: Eukaryota; Viridiplantae; Streptophyta; Magnoliopsida; Lamiales; Lamiaceae. The record is from RefSeq and is a predicted model, not a curated record.
UCUUAAAUCCAAGGCGGAGAAGAAGAAUCAAACAACGAAAGCAGAGAGAAAAUUACCGUCGUCUGUUUGUUCUUUGUUUCGCACCUAUACACAUUACACAUACACCCCACACAACCUGUAUUUCUAUACACACACACAUGCAGAUAUACAUUUGAUAUGUAUAAUUGAAUUUCGGAUUCAAAUCUUAGGGUGUUGAUCAAGCCUUCUUUGUUUUAAUCGGACUGCUUAUCUGGUUUUUAACAUUCUCCCGGAAUUUAUAUCCCUCCAAUUUGGCCGGGGUAGAUCGGGCUAGGGUUUAUUGUUCUGCUUCUUGGCUGAUUAAUUGCGAAGAUAUAGAGAAUGGCGCAAGCAGUGGAAGAGUGGUACAAGCAGAUGCCUAUCAUUACGCGUUCGUACCUCACAGCUGCCAUCGUCACCACCAUCGGUUGCUCUCUCGAUAUAAUAUCACCAUAUGAUCUUUAUUUGAACCCGAAGCUUGUGGUGAAGCAAUACCAAAUCUGGCGCGUCAUUACCAAUUUUCUGUAUUUCCGCAAGAUGGAUCUGGACUUCUUGUUUCACAUGUUCUUUCUAGCUCGAUACUGCAAGCUUCUUGAAGAGAACUCCUUUCGGGGGAGGACUGCUGAUUUCUUCUACAUGUUGUUGUUUGGUGCAACUGUUUUAACUGGGACAGUACUCCUUGGAGGAAUGAUCCCUUAUGUCUCAGCAUCAUUUGCUAAGAUAAUAUUCCUUAGCAAUUCCUUAACCUUUAUGAUGGUAUACGUGUGGAGCAAGCAGAACCCAUUCAUUCAUAUGAGCUUUCUGGGCCUUUUUACUUUCACAGCUGCCUAUCUGCCAUGGGUGCUUCUUGGAUUUUCUGUCCUUGUUGGUGCAAGUGCUUGGGUGGAUCUUCUGGGAAUGAUAGCAGGCCAUGCUUACUACUUCCUUGAAGAUGUAUAUCCAAGAAUGACAGGCCGCCGACCCCUGAGAACUCCUGCAAUUAUACGUUCAUUAUUUGCUGAUGAACCUGUGGUGGCGGUCAGGCCUGCCGCUGUGAGAUUUGCUGCUCCAGCAAUGGAAGAAGCUCCACCUCGAUGAAGUUCUGGCGCUAUGGGAUGUCUAAUGUUGAUCAAUGUAUCAACCUUGGUCGAGGAUCAAUUUUGGAUUCCUUGUCAAUAGUGUCAAGGACAAUUGGUUCUCUCACAGUUAGCGUGUUAAUUACAUUGGCGACCCUUCUCAGUUAGCAAAUUAUCCCUGGCUGUAUAAAGUUGUUUGAGUUUUUAAGGAUACUGUGUUUUCAAAACGAUCGAGUUUUCGGGAAUUAUUAUAAUUUAUGAAUUUACUUGCAA